UCGAUGUUUGGAGGGUGUGUGUUUGAGGUUAAAGUGUUGACAGUAUAGAAGGUUGCAGACAGAAGAAUUUAAUACAUAAGCCAAAACUGCCCUGAGCACUGAUGUCUAGCGUAUUCGAUAUUAAUGCUACAAGUGACAGACUUGUACCUGCCAGUACAAUGGAAACAAAAUUUGUUUUCACAUAUCCUUCCUGGACGAUUAAGUUCGAUUACAAGCUUGAAGUGCCAAUUUAUGUCCCAUUUUCGGGGACUGCUGAAGAACUCGGCGAACGAUUAAUGGCAUUCUUCAACUUGCCAAGUAAUGCUGAGGAAGAUCUGACUGCAGCCCUCAAAAUGUUUCUGGAAGAGAAAACACAGAUGUUUUUUGAUAAAAUGGGAGAUAAAGUUGUUACAGUGGCGAAAGAAGGUGACACAGAUGUUGAAGAUGUAAUUAAGACAUGGGAGAAAUCUUUCAAAACAGAGACUGUGGAAUAUUCUGAGCCUGAAGGAGCAACAGAUGAAGAACUGUUUUCUGCUGUCUAUCACAAAUUAGUUCAUUCUCCAGCAUUGGAGCCGAUUUUGCAAGUAGAACAUUCCUAUGCACUUGCUGUUCAUGAACUUACUCUUCAGAGGGAAGAACAAGUUGAAGGUCUAACAACAAUGCAAACAGAAGAAAUGGCUCAGGCUAUAGAAGGAGUUCCUUUUCCAAAUACAGAACAUCAAAUAAAUGAAAUGGCAGCUUCACAUUUUGAAGAGCAGAACCUGUUGCAAGGCAAAUGGAAUAGUGAAAUCGACACACUUAAGGAAGAUCAAAGGAAAGAAUAUCGGGACUGGCUUAUGAAGAUGUUGGAGGACAAUCAAACAAAUGUGAAUGCUCCAAGCAUUGUAAAUACUCCACGCACAUUCAACAAAGGUGCUCAUGAAGAUAAGCUGCCUAUGCCAAGACUAGAGGAAAGUUUCACCAUACACUUAGGCUCGCAGAUGAAACAGAUGCACAAUAUAAGAAUUUUAUCCGCUGAUGUGCUGGAUUUUUGUCGGGUGAAGCUUCAGAGUUCAGGAAAUCUUGAUCCUCAGCCACAGCGCUUGCAGACUGCUCUAGCCCUUUAUUCCAGUGACUUAUGUGGAUUAGUUGUACUGACAGAUAGCCAUAUUGGAGCGUUCACAGGAUUAACUAAAGAGCUCACUGGGGUCUGCCAGCAGUCAACAGAUUUCCAUUUUCCAUCAGUGGAAGAGCAGCUCGAGAAAAUAAAGGAAGAAGUUAAAGAAGUUGUAUCUUGGCGUAAUGCACAUUGGAGUCAUGAUCACUUAGGGACACUAACAUCUACAGAACAGAUGUCUCGAAGGUUGGGGACAAAGAAUCUACAAACUGGUGAUGUGUACUUGACAAGACAUUCAAAUUUAGCUGAAGUCCAUGUUGUUUUCCAUAUGGUGGUAGACGAUUCCUUGAGAUCAAGUGACAUUAAUUCAAGACACCCUGUGAUUCUGGGGCUCCGGAAUAUAUUGAAAACAGCAUGUUCUAAUGAUAUAACUACACUUACUAUUCCAGUUCUUCUCAUGCAUGAGAUGACAGAGGAAAUGACAGUUGCAUGGUGUACAAAAAGAGCAGAGCUAGUGUUCAAAUGUGUGAAGGGGUUUAUGAUAGAAAUGGCAUCCUGGGGAGGCUCCGAACUGAAAAAUUUACAGUUUCUAGUACCAAAGGGUAUUUCAGAAGAAGUAUUUGGAACUCUGGCAACUAUGUUACCAAGCAUAUUUAGGGUUUCGAAUCCUCUGGUCUUCAAAGUAUCUUCAACACCCCACACACCAAAGAGCUCAUGACAAGUAGCAAAUGGAGAGAACUACACCAAUGACAGAAUAUUUAUACAAAGCAAAACUUGUUUGAGGUGGUGCCAUAAAGUCACUGCUUCACUAUCUGUGCACAUAGCAUUACUGUUCAUGUUGAAUGUGGUGGUAUGUGGAGAAAUGUUGAUAAUGUGGAAAUCAUGUAUUUACUAAAUUCAAAGGAAAAAUAUCUAUGUAAUGGUAUUUCAGAUUUUGUGCCUUGUACAUGUACAUACAGCAUCAUUGAAAGAUACUAAAGGUGAACACCAAAUAUUUGAAUAGUGAUCGUUAAAUAUGUUGUACUCUUAAAAGUGGAUAUUACACUUAAUUGAAAACAAAAAAUAAUAGGAAUCUGAGAUCUGCUUUACACCUAAAAAGCCUUACUUAGAGAUUCUUUUGUAUUAAUAUCUCUCUCUCUCUCUCUCUCUCUCUCUCUCUCUCUCUCUCUCUCUCUCUC
Messenger RNA from Schistocerca cancellata (South American locust), 2253 nucleotides. RefSeq names its product protein C12orf4 homolog. The transcript has 11 exons. The record is from RefSeq and is a predicted model, not a curated record. Gene Ontology annotation, cellular component: cytoplasm. Lineage: Eukaryota; Metazoa; Arthropoda; Insecta; Orthoptera; Acrididae. The coding region runs from base 102 to 1793 and encodes 563 amino acids.